Molecule: messenger RNA, 1683 nt
Organism: Diaporthe amygdali
Lineage: Eukaryota; Fungi; Ascomycota; Sordariomycetes; Diaporthales; Diaporthaceae
Exons: 4
Coding region: 1-1683 (560 amino acids)
Biological process (GO): positive regulation of G2/MI transition of meiotic cell cycle; positive regulation of G2/M transition of mitotic cell cycle; protein dephosphorylation
Cellular component (GO): cytoplasm; nucleus
Molecular function (GO): protein tyrosine phosphatase activity
Source: RefSeq, a predicted model, not a curated record
AUGCAGGCAUCUUCUCCCUUGGCUGCUAUGCACCAACCAGCAGCCCCUUCCUUUGGUCACCCAGAUAUGUUCCGCCCAGUUGCCCAUGCUGGCUUUCGUGGCGAGCCUAAGGGGUCUGGAGCCCUGUUCAGGGAACGCCUCAUGCCCGGUGGCAAGGACUACUUCAACGUUAAGGGUGUCAGUGGGUCUUCUCCCACGGCAAGUCUAGCGGCAGACCUGUCUGCAAACUUCCGGAUUGACAAUGAAUCAAGCCCUCAGUUCCCAACGCCUCGUCGGGCUCUUUUCACAACGAACGCUAUAAUGGGUGCUCUGGAGGGGAAACGAUACCAGACGACGCCGCCUCUGCCAGCAUCCUCACCUGCGUACACGGACAUGGACAUGGACAUGGACAUGUCUCCGGUACCAAUGGGCAAGGGUGUAUAUGUGGCACAGGUCGAGGUACACUCGCCUAGCCCUACACCCAGCCCUGAGGAUGACGAGGAAAUGACUCUGGACUCACCUGCGCCCAUUUCACGGCAUUCUUCUGUCGAUGGGACGAAGCCAUUGGCUGAGAACCGCCGCAUGUUGAAUCUCCGCCGACCGUCACUCUCCAGAGCUAAGGGCUAUUCCACAGGGAACGUGCCAUGUCGAUUACAUCCCGAGGGCCAGCUCUCUUCGUUCAAAUUUGGCAAUGAUGGCCGUCCAGGGUCGUCUUCUUCUCAGAUGUCCCUAAGCGAAUGCUUUGAAGACUCACCACCACAAGAGCGAAGGCCACAGUCUGCUAACAGCCCCUGUGCAAACGUCGCUGGUACGCGGUCGAAAGCUCACUUUUCUAGCCUCAAUGGCGCGUCCACUCGCAACGGCUCUCCCAUCACAGGCCAUUCUCGGCGCGGUUCGAACCCACACCUUAGACCAAGGAAGCAGUACCGACGGUCUCUGAGUAUGUUUGAGAGCGCUGGAGAUGUGAUUAAGCCGAAGGAGGACCUCGGUGUACCGUCAGGGCUGCAAUCCGUUCUCGACGUCGAGGAGGCCGCUGAGCCUGUGCUCCCGCAUUUCUUUCCCGACGAUCAGAAUGAUAGUAUACCCCGACUUUCCAGGGCCACCUUCCUUGACAUCCUGGAUGGCAAGUACAACGAGCACUACGACAACAAGCUUAUCAUUGACUGUCGGUUCGAGUAUGAAUACGACGGAGGUCAUGUUGAUGGUGCCAUCAACUACAAUGACAAAGAGCUGCUUGCCACUCAUCUAUUUAACAGUCCUCUGGAGGGAAGGACUCUUCUGCUUUUCCACUGCGAAUACUCCGUGCAUCGAGCGCCCCUCAUGGCUCGUCACAUCCGUUCACAGGACCGAGCUGUCAAUGCCGAGUCUUACCCGAGAUUGACCUAUCCCGAGGUGUAUAUCUUGGAGGGCGGGUACAGUGGCUUCUUCUCCGAGCACCGUCAACGAUGCUAUCCUCAGGCCUACGUGGAAAUGGAUGCUGCUGAGCACGCCAGGACCUGUGAGAAGGAGAUGGAUCGUCUCCGUCAUGCCCGCAAGGGCCUUGGACGUGCUCAGACCUUUGCUUUUGGUGAGAGGGAACACUCAGCCCACGACUCCCCAACAGCUAGUCAUCGGUAUAGCUGCGACGACUCUCCCAUGCAACUUGGCGACUCACCCAGCGUGGGCCACGACCGAGGCCAUGCUAAGCGUAUGGCUUCGUAUUGA